UGCACCUGCAAGCUGGCUGCCAACCGUCAGUCAGAGCAAAAGAAAAAAAGGAAAGCCAACGCCGCUGGGUGUCCAUGUGAGCAGAGGCAGCAUGGCGCCACCAGGAGGGAAGAUAAACAGACCCAAAACAGAGCUGGGUAAGAAGCUCUUCAAGCGGCGGCGAGUUCUGGGCCGAGAGAAGAGGAAGAGGAAUCAAAUUGUUGGAGCAGUGGUCGACAAGGACCUCAUCACCGUCCAUCACCUGAAAAAGAGAAAGUCUAGCCCAAGAGCUAACAUCACCCUGUCUGGAAAGAAGAAACGCAAGCUGCUGAAACAGCUGCAUCACAUGCAGCAGGAAAAGGCACGCAUGGACGUUGAGCCAGAGGCAGCACCACAGAAAAAGGCUUCGGUGCCUGCGCCAGCCAAAAAGAAGAAAGCGGCUGCGACCCAGGGGGACGUGGAGAUGGCAGAUGUCGAAUGAGAGAAGGGCGACAAAAUUAACUGCUAUUGGCUCCCAGCCAUAUAGGGCAAUAUCUUGCCUUUUGAAUUGAAUGGACAAAUGGGAGUUAGUUCAUCCAUGAAUGGAAUACGGAAUGGGAAAUAUGAUAUAGAAGGCUUCUAUGAACAAACACAGGUGGAAACAAAGUCAGUUUUCACUGUUCAUGCCCAGAGGGAUGAUACUCUGCCUCCACUUGUUUCAGUCAGGUGGGGUGCCUUUACACACACACACACACUGGCAGAAUACAAAGAUCAUUGAGAAAGAUAUCACGCUCUCGGUCAGAUUCAUGUGUGCAAAUUCCAGGGUGCCCGCAGGCCCUUUUUAAAAAGUCUCAAAGUCAUAUCCACUCUUAGAUUAAUGAAGAAAGGGGUUGAAAUAAACAUUUUGUCUGCUUUACUAAAACACUUGGACUUCAUUUAUGUUCCUUAACAUUUAACUUCUGCUGUCCUUGUUAUAUUGUCCAUUUUCCAGUUCCACAACUUUGAUUAACUAUGCUCACAAACCCAGAUUUAUUUCUUUUUUUGUUUUUUAAUUAAAAUUCCAUUUCAGGUAACAUUACAGAGUUAGCAUAACAUUUGGUCAUUUGAAACCCACAGAUCUAUCAGUGUGUUUAUGAUUAUUCGGCUGGUGUACAUCAUAAAUGUAAUUUUAAGGGAUAGUUCACCCAUUUGAAAAAAAUGAAAUUUCACAAGUGCCCUGCCCCCAGCUGUUCUGUAGGACAGUGGUGGUGCUAUGUUCCUCUCAUUGUUACUGAGUGCUGGAUACUGGCUGGACGCUCCAAAUGCUAACUGUUAGCCUCCUGCCAUUGAGCUGGACUUCCCCCCAGCUAACAUUCUGAAAAGUAACUACCUUAAUCCACUCAAAGAAAAUUUAACAUAAGUGUUGCUUAUUAAAACCAAAAUGCAUGUAAAACUACUGAGUAAAGGCUCAUUUAUGUGUGGUUUCUUGAGAAUCUGUGGCUUGCUGGAAGUGUUCCUCCCUGAAAAGAAAAUGUGCACACAUGAUUACAGAGUGCACACAGAUAAUAAUCUGAACUUUAAAAAAAAAAAAAAAAAAAAGGUGAACGUAUGUCAUGCCAUUUUGGGCUGUAAAAAUUCUA
This is a messenger RNA of Myripristis murdjan (pinecone soldierfish), 1577 nucleotides long. It is a transcript of the gene c4h11orf98, whose product is annotated as chromosome 4 C11orf98 homolog. NCBI's taxonomy places the organism in Eukaryota, Metazoa, Chordata, Actinopteri, Holocentriformes, Holocentridae. The record is from RefSeq and is a predicted model, not a curated record. The coding region runs from base 92 to 460 and encodes 122 amino acids. The transcript is spliced from 4 exons.